UUGAUUUAUAUUCUAAAACUUAAUUGUGACAACUUUGAAUUUAAAGCUAAUCCACCAUGUCAACAGGUUAUUUUGAUGAGUCUUUGGAAGAAUGUAUGAAUACAACAGCGCCAAUGGAACUUUCCAUCACUUCGGCGGGUAUUUCCGCCUUUCUUCUCGUAGUUACAGUACCUACGAAUCUCUUGAUAUGUCUAGCUAUAAUUGUGGACCCAAAUCGCGAACUCAGGACGCAGUUUAACUGUUUUACGUUCAAUCUUGGUCUGGCUGAUCUCAUAGUAGGCUGUGUCGCAGAGCCUUUUAUGAUCUUCGCCCAUAUCACUGAAGCUGUUGCCCCCGAACACGAAGUUAGUUCAUCAGUAAACAUUGCAGUUCGUAUACCGUACUUUAUUUUGACAAUGGCGAGUAUUUUAAGCAUAGCAGCUCUAGCUUGCGAAAGGUAUUUUGCGAUAAUUUCACCUUUUUGUUAUCGGGAACAUUUUAAUGUGAAACUGACCGUAAUAAUUUCCUCGGUUAUAUGGAUAGUUGCAAUAACGUUUGGUAUGUUGAUUUGGAUAAUGGACUACGUAUUCGAAUCAUUUAUCCUGAUCAAUUUUGGUGUGUUGUUCACUGGAGUGCUAGUCUGCUUUGCAUCUUGUCGUAUUUGUGCUCGGUUAAAGAAAACGUCAAAACAAUGGCAGAAAAAUGAGAUGCAUCGGGAAAAAGACAACUUAACUCAAAUGAAAUUAACAAGAACACUAGGACUAAUGGUGGGGACGUUUAUGCUUUGUUAUGUUUCCGCAGGUUCCAUGAUCUACUAUAUAAACGUUUGUACAAACUGCAACUGUGGGGUUAUCCAAUGGUUCAGAGACGCGGCGUUCUGGUUAAUUCUACUAAAUUCCGCAAUCGAUCCUUACGUGUAUGCAAUCAGGUCUAGUCAAUUCAGAGCUGCGAUUUACAAGAUCCUAAAAUGCUCAUGUCAGCGACGUAAAUCUUUUCGGACAUUCCCAGCUCUAAGGUAUUCAAAACAGCGAAAGAACAGAAAGAGAGCAAAUUAUGGUGCACUUUCCAGUACAGACAGCAGUCAAGUUUCGUGUCAUAUUGAACAAUUGACGUAAAACCUCUCGAACAUUCCCAACUUAGUCAAAACAGGGACCGAAAGAGAGCAAAUUAUGGUGCAUUGUCCAAUACAG
This is a messenger RNA of Dendronephthya gigantea, 1169 nucleotides long. Its product is annotated as adrenocorticotropic hormone receptor-like. Gene Ontology annotation, molecular function: G protein-coupled receptor activity. Gene Ontology annotation, biological process: G protein-coupled receptor signaling pathway. The transcript has a single exon. Bases 57 to 1094 code for a protein of 345 amino acids. Gene Ontology annotation, cellular component: membrane. Lineage: Eukaryota; Metazoa; Cnidaria; Anthozoa; Malacalcyonacea; Nephtheidae. The record is from RefSeq and is a predicted model, not a curated record.